UGCCACAAAUCAAGACGAAGAAGAAGUUUAGCAAAGGCAGCGUCGGCCUCUUCCACUUUUAACCAAGCCCCGGUUUAUAAUGUGGUAACCUGUUAAUUACCGCAUUAAAAGAAAGAUCUCAGCGAUGGAGAACGACAGUUCAUCUGUGACAGAUCACUCUUCAGAUGAAAGUACCAAAGCCUUCGACAUUGAGUACAUCGUCGAGUCCGAUCUCGCCAAUGACUCUGAGUCGGAGGAUGGCAAAAAGCCCAAGAAAAAGCAACGCAAGAGCCACGCUUGCACCGUUUGCAACAAAAUAUUUGACAGACUUUCCAAGCUCACCAGGCACCUAUCCGUACACACCAGGCCCAGGACCUUAAAGACUCGCUAUCAGUGCGUGCAUUGCGAGAAGACUUUCACAGAAGAAGAGAAGCUGUUACGUCACCAAGAUACCCACAACCGGACAAGGGAGCACCCGUGCCCUGACUGCAGCAAAGUCUUCAACAAGCCCUCCAGGUUAGAGCGCCAUCGACGCAUCCACGCCAGGAAACCAAAGGUGCCCCACCAGUGCUCCUUCUGCUCCAAGACCUUCGAUAAACUCUACCGGCGCAUCCGCCACGAGCGAAUGCACACGGGCGAGAGGCCUUUCACCUGCUCCUUCUGCGGGAAGGGAUUCUCCGAGAUGGGUCACUGCAAAGCCCACGAAAAGAUCCACCAGGACAAUCCGGAGAAACCUCACCGCUGCCCCCACUGCGACAUGUCCUUCUUCAAGGCCUCGGAACUGGGCCGGCACCAGCGCUCGCACACCGGCGAGAAGCCGUUUCAGUGCAACGAGUGCGACAGCACCUUCGCCCGCUCCGAGAGCUUGAAGAGACACAAGAGGAGCCACACGGGAGAGCGGCCCUACGUCUGCUUGACUUGCGCCAAGGGGUUUUACUCCCGUCAGGAUUUAAACAUCCACUUGCUGAUCCACUCGGGGGAGAAGCCUCACCUUUGCCCCGUGUGCGGCAAAGGCUUCUCGCAGCUGGGCAACAUGAAGGAGCACGAGAAGAACGUCCACGUCCGGUCCGAGAAGUACGCCUGCAACGAGUGCGGGGCCACCUUCACCCGUUAUAAAUCUCUGAACCUGCACCAGCGGGUGCACACCGGGGAGAAGCCGUACCUUUGCCUUCCGUGCGGGCGUAGCUUCUCUUGGAGUCACUGCCUGAGCAGACACCGCCGAACUCACGCUCACAAGCAGAUGUUGAUGGAUGCGGCCAAAGAACUUCAAGCUUUCCCAGAGCCUGCCGAGGAACAGUGCACUUGAACACCGGGCCGUUACUCACCUCGCUAAACCGCCGACUCAUGAUUUUUCGCGAAGAGGCCGGUCCCUGGCGCCAACGUUCGACUGCCAUGUUAGGUCAAGAUGCCAACCGACUUGAGUCGCGCCUUGUUUUGUAAACAGACACAGCGGCGUGAAGACAUUACAACGAUGACAUUUUGUAGGAUUGCCUCGCUCUACAAACUGGUGUUUUGAAACUGAGCACUGGACGCAUUCCCUUGCUGAUCAUUUAGUAAAAAAA
Messenger RNA from Syngnathus acus (greater pipefish), 1541 nucleotides. Its product is annotated as zinc finger protein 239-like. Gene Ontology annotation, biological process: regulation of transcription by RNA polymerase II. Gene Ontology annotation, molecular function: RNA polymerase II cis-regulatory region sequence-specific DNA binding; DNA-binding transcription activator activity, RNA polymerase II-specific. The coding region runs from base 125 to 1285 and encodes 386 amino acids. Gene Ontology annotation, cellular component: nucleus. The record is from RefSeq and is a predicted model, not a curated record. The transcript has 3 exons. Lineage: Eukaryota; Metazoa; Chordata; Actinopteri; Syngnathiformes; Syngnathidae.